Molecule: messenger RNA, 1024 nt
Organism: Carya illinoinensis
Lineage: Eukaryota; Viridiplantae; Streptophyta; Magnoliopsida; Fagales; Juglandaceae
Product: non-specific lipid transfer protein GPI-anchored 5-like
Exons: 3
Coding region: 346-843 (165 amino acids)
Biological process (GO): lipid transport
Molecular function (GO): lipid binding
Source: RefSeq, a predicted model, not a curated record
CACAUAGCCGACCUCUAGAAUGAAAAUUUUCCUUCGUAUUAUUGCUUGGCUAUUAAAAAAAUUAAAUUAACGAAAGGAAAGUUCCCAAGCCUCCAGGUUUGAACACCUAGAGAUCUAAGCUGCUGCCGUAACAAGAAUCCGUAAUGGAGUAGGAGAAGUUGUUCACCCACAUAUGACAUAACCCUUAUUUUUUCAUUUGUCUCUUUCUUCCUAAAUUUCCCUACAAAAAGCUGUACAUCCCUCUUCUUGUUCCCCCAAACCGAGCAAAUUCGUGUCUCAAGAUCAACUCUCCUUAAAAAUCCACAGGGCCACAGGCAUUUUCAGCACAUAAUUCGACAACACCUAAUGGCACAAGGAAAAUUUGAGAUGGGUCUGGUCCUAGUCCUUGUGACCAUGCUCUGGGCAGGAGUAGAGGCUCAGUCUAGUUGUGCAAAUGUGUUAAUCAGCAUGUCACCAUGCCUUAACUACAUCACCGGCAACUCCUCGACCCCAUCGUCAGGAUGCUGCACACAGCUUGCCAAUAUGGUCCGCUCACAACCACAGUGCUUGUGUGAGGUCCUAAAUGAUGGUGGCUCAUCACUCGGAAUCAAUGUCAACCGAACCCGGGCUCUAGCCCUACCUGGUGCUUGUAAUGUUCAGACCCCACCUCUCAGCCGCUGUAAUGCUGCUUCACCAGCCAACUCUCCCGCAGGAACACCAGAAUCUUCAAAUACAGUUCCUUCAGGAGAAGGAUCUAAAACCGUGCCAUCAACAGGAGACGGUUCAUCGGUUGGAAGUUCUAUCAAGUUGUCGAUUUCCCAUCUCUUCUUCCUUCUUUGUGCUGCAGUACUUGCUUCGCCCUAAAUAAGAUGCUAAUUUUCUCGCUUGCUACAGCACGGGAUUCCCCUAGAUUGAGGGGUUAUGGAAUAUUUAUUUUUGUUUAUUUUUUGUGAUCCCCUUCUGGGAUUAAUAUGGUUUUGUAUUUCUGAGGAGGCGUCUAGCUCUCUUCCCUUCUCAAUAAAGAUGAUUGCUGGCUUAUGAUGUA